UUUCAGAAGACAUAUUGUUCGCAAAUCAGGCUAACUCAGGAUCUCAUGAGUCAUUCAUAGCUUUGCUCACAACGAUCUCUAUAUAAUGGGAAAAAUUGACCGAUUCGAGAUACUACUGAAUAAUCCAGAAGAAGCAUAUUUUGCGGGUCAGGAGAUAUCUGGAAAGGUCAUUAUCGAUAUCAAAGAGCCAAAGAAGGUCAACGAAAUUUUAUUAGAGUUGAAAGGACGAGCGCGUACAUAUUGGACCAAACAUUCCGGAAAGUCCCGAAAGCACUGCUCACACUCGGAACCAUAUUUCUUGGAGCAGUUUAACACUGCCUAUACACAUAAGUUCUCCGUGACAAAGAAUGGGAAGGAGAAGGAGCGUGUGCUACCGGCUGGAGUCCACGAAAUCCCAUUCUCGUACACACUGCCAAAAUCGUUGCCGACAUCGUUUGAAGGCGAAUUCGGACAUAUUCGAUAUACUUGUAGGGCAAUUUGCGAACGUCCAUGGGAUUUUGAUAUUGUUACAAGGAAAGCAUUUACCGUAAUAGGAAUCGAGGAUAUUAAUUCGGAUGCUCGACUGAAUGAGCCGGUCUCAUCGAGCGAGUCCAAUCAUACGGUAGCAUGGUGCUGCCGAUCAAGUGGAAUGAUAACUGGCGAGCUGAAGUUGGAGAAGUCAGGGUUCACUCCAGGCGAGAAAAUGAGUGUUUCUUAUAGGGUAAUAAAUAAUAGUAGCCGGUCAAAGUCGGUAUGUUUGAAGUUUCUACAGAAUACUGUAUACAAAGCGAAGACAUUCGCUGGUCACGAGCAAGUAAAGACUACCACACGGGUAAUUUUGAAAAUGGAUCAACCAGAGGUUCCUUCAAGUACCACAUCACAAUGGAUGAAAGUAGAGGUACCUGUACCAUCUCUGCCACCUCGGUUAGGAAAAUGCAAAAUACUCUCCGUAACUUACAGUAUGGAUUUAGAGAUCGACCAAACAUUGACAGUAUCGUGUCCGGUAGUGAUAGGAUCAAUACCUCAAUUGAUUGAAUUGGUAAAUCAUACAAAAACAAGAAAUGGUAAAAGUAAUCUACGUGAUUCUCCGCCAAAGAAAGCAUCAUCACCAACCAGUGAUAGCUGUGUACAGGUGACAAUUACUGAUGAAUCGGGUCUGACUGUUAGCGGUGAACAAUGCGAACAAUUAAGUAGUGAAAUGGAAGCGUUGUUAUCGUCACGGAAGCGAGUUCGAAUGCCAAGUUCAAUAUUAUCCGAGCUUUAUCCUACAAUGCCAAGUCCUUACUAUCGGGAGUCAUUUUUUGGCGCAGUCGACAUUUCCGAUGAAAAAGAAUGUGCACAAUAUGGAGAGAAGAUGUAUGCGCCUAAAUAUCCAUUCUACACUGACUGAACAAUGUUUCUGUUCGCAGUAGGACCCACAUGGUUUUAUUGUACUCUGUGUUGAUUUUGUCUGAUAAUUUGAGUUGUUGUUUAUUGCCAACAUAAUUGCUUAAAUGUGCCUACUA
Cylicocyclus nassatus is the source of this 1484-nucleotide messenger RNA. The record is from the annotation of a GenBank genome assembly. NCBI's taxonomy places the organism in Eukaryota, Metazoa, Nematoda, Chromadorea, Rhabditida, Strongylidae.